UCGAUAGUUCUGUACCAUCUCCGGUACACCUAAGCUGGUUCGAAACAAUCGUCCGCGUGUUCUUUUAAAAUUCUGUUAGUAAAAUCGAUAAAAUGAAAUUCUUGAUAUUCCUUUCAAUCCUAGAAAUUGCUCUUAUUUCCAUCAAUGCGCAAAAAUCCUGCGACAGUAUUUUGGGUUGUAUGGGAAAUUUGGAGUGUCCAGAGGGAGAAUUUCUAGAGCCUCACGGUUCGGAAAAUGGCUGCUGUCCGGGUUGUGUGGGAGGAAAACUACUGAAGGAGCCAUGUAACGAAACUGUUCUAUGUGCACCCGGACUUCAGUGUGUUACCGAUGCAUGUGCACUGGAUCCAACAAGUUGCGCAUCGACGCAUCACAUCCAAGAGGGAGUCACCUGGAAGCCUGCGUGCGAUGCUGCCGGCCACUUUUGGCCAAAACAAUGUCAUGGAGAUAAUUUUUCCGGCCGUUGCUUCUGUUAUUCUUCCUUGGGGGAGCGGAUUUUUGGCUGGCAGUGGCGCUCUAAGGCCGCCGAUAUGACUUGUUCCUGCAGUCGUCGGCGGUCCGAUUUGGAAGCUCAGGGACGUCGGGAUGUUACCCUACAUUGCACCGAGGACGGAAGCUUCGAGCCACUUCAGUGCGAUGGGGGUGUUUGUUGGUGUGCCGAUCGGGAGACCGGAAAUCCGCUGCCCAACAUUCCGGUUGUGACCGAGUCGAUGUGGAAAAGGUUGCCCUGUUACAAUAUCCUCUAUCAGGGAACCGAAUAUCUGAGGCAGUGCGAGAGUGCCCGGUACGCCCAGGAGCUUAUGAGCACCAAGUUUAUUAUCCACGGACAGGUGAAUGUGACGUUAACGAAAAUCCACUGCGAUUACGAUGGCUCAUACGGGCGGUAUGCAAUCGACCGGGAUUACAUCUACUGUAUUUGGCGUGAUGGCAGUCAAAUGGAACCGUUCCAUGCGAUAGGUGCGGACCUGAGCACGGUCAACUGUUGCUGCAGUCGACGGCGGGCCAAACUGGAAGCCGAGGGUCGCACCGAUGUGACCCUGCACUGUGCCCAGAACGGGAACUUCGAGGAGCUGCAGUGCGAUUCAGGGUUUUGCUGGUGCGCGGACGAAUUCGAUGGGGUCCCCUUGCUGGGAACUUCGGUGGUUCCCGAGGGUCUGUGGAAAUUUCUGCCCUGCUAUAACCAAACUCUGCACGGGGAAUUUUAUUUGCGUCAGUGCGAAAGCUCGGCUUUUGCCCAGAGGGCCAUUCAGAAGAAGUUCGCCCUACGAGGGACCCUCGGAAUUACGUUUAAUGACAUCAAGUGCGAUUACGAUGGAGCUUACGGAGCUUAUAUGAUUGAAAAUGGCAUAGUUUAUUGCACCUGGCGAGAUGGCAAAAAAAUUGGCUCCUACCAGGUCCGUUCCAGUUUGGUAUCAUCGGUCAAUUGCAAUUGUGCCCGGGACAGUGUCAUUUUCCAGGAGGUUGGAAUCCCGUUUACCCUAGCUUGCGGAGGCAAUGGGAACUACGAAAAUCUCCAGGAUCAAAACGGGCAGCUGUUCUGUGUCGAUAACGAUGGCUACGUGGUGUUCACCGACGUUCGACCCAACGAAAGUUGUGACAAAUUUAUCUACAACUCGGUCUUCUACAAGGAUGACUAACAUACAUACAUCUAAUAUAAGGGGAGAAAGACGACGAAGCAAUUUAUGAAACCGAAAUAAAGUUGAAUCGUGCAAAAGUGAAUCGAAGCAAAAAGAGCAAAAACAAAAAAAAAACAAUCUUCUGGCCCCCGGUUAUGAAUCGUCGAUUUGAGGUCCCCUGGUGCCCUAGAUUUGCGCUUCGAUGCAGCAGCAAACUGGAGUCAACUGCAUUCUGUUACAGACGCUUCGUCUAAGUGGUAAUAUUUUGGGGUUUAAUUAUCGUUAGAGGGAUUUUUCUUUUCAAAUCAUACAAAGCUUUUGUCCAUAACAAAAUAAAAUCGCAAUGCGCGGGCA
Messenger RNA from Uranotaenia lowii, 1967 nucleotides. Its product is annotated as thyroglobulin-like. Bases 93 to 1634 code for a protein of 513 amino acids. Gene Ontology annotation, biological process: cell-matrix adhesion. The record is from RefSeq and is a predicted model, not a curated record. The transcript has 8 exons. Lineage: Eukaryota; Metazoa; Arthropoda; Insecta; Diptera; Culicidae. Gene Ontology annotation, cellular component: basement membrane.